GAGUAGAAUUUCAUUUCAACUGAUGGUCUUCUACAUUUUGUUAGAAUUUUAUGUAUUAUUUAUCAUUUGUCAAAACUUGGGAACUGUUUCGUCCGAAUAAUUCUGUAAGCUAGUGUUUAUUCCGCCAAAGCAUUAGAUUCAACGAAUCAUAAGUUUACGGCAAAUAGUGAGGCUUUUGCUUCCGGUUAUUGGAAUAUUGGGUAAUAAGGAAGAUGGCAGCGACCAGGAGGUUGCAGAAAGAGCUCGGCGACAUCCGAUCGUCGGGCAUGAAAUCUUUCCGAGAAAUCCAAGUGGAUGACUCUAAUAUAUUAACAUGGCAAGGUCUUAUAGUGCCGGAUAAUGCCCCUUAUAAUAAAGGUGCGUUUAGGAUUGAAAUAAAUUUUCCUGCAGAAUACCCAUUCAAACCACCAAAAAUUAAUUUCAAGACCAAAAUAUAUCAUCCGAACAUUGAUGAGAAGGGCCAAGUCUGUCUGCCGAUCAUCAGCGCUGAAAACUGGAAACCAGCAACGAAAACAGAUCAAGUGAUCCAGGCGUUGGUAGCACUUGUGAAUGACCCAGAACCUGAACAUCCACUUCGUGCUGACCUGGCUGAAGAGUAUCUCAAAGACCGUAAAAAGUUUGUGAAAAAUGCUGAAGAGUUCACCAAGAAGCAUAGUGAGAAGCGACCGUCCGAUUAAAGUCUGUGAAAUGAUGCAGUUCCUGCCUGGACUUUGGGAGGAGAGGUUUUGUGAUACACAACUUGAACAUUUGUUUGUGAUUGUAAUUCUGGUGUAUGUACAGUGUGCACCGAAAGUGUAGUAAACACUCCUCCCCCCUCUGUGACAGUGUUAGCACCAUCUACACUCACCAGGUGAAGCGGUGCAUGGGUGCUUGUCAGGUGUUGCCAACACUGGUGUGCAUGAGUGCAUAAAGAAACGCCCUUGGUACUAUUUGUCACUUUGAUAAACACCAGCCCAGAUACACAUGAUUUUGAGACUACUAUAUGUGAAAGUAGUAUGGGUAUUGUUCUAUCACCAAUACAGUUUGUCAGUUGGAAUUUACAGUGCAGUUUUAUUCCAAUUUGUUGUCAACUUAAUUGUAUACAUAUUUCACAGUUUCUGUUAAAACAAUUAUAUUUAAUUGUAUGGUAUAAAUGAUUGUUUUCAUUAAAAGAUAAAGAUGUGAAUAAAUUUUACAUAUUUAAUUUACUAA
Molecule: messenger RNA, 1191 nt
Organism: Schistocerca nitens (vagrant locust)
Lineage: Eukaryota; Metazoa; Arthropoda; Insecta; Orthoptera; Acrididae
Product: ubiquitin-conjugating enzyme E2 L3
Exons: 4
Coding region: 213-677 (154 amino acids)
Biological process (GO): protein polyubiquitination; ubiquitin-dependent protein catabolic process
Cellular component (GO): nucleus
Molecular function (GO): ubiquitin conjugating enzyme activity
Source: RefSeq, a predicted model, not a curated record